Nakaseomyces glabratus is the source of this 4284-nucleotide messenger RNA. It is a transcript of the gene YSP2, whose product is annotated as Ysp2p. Gene Ontology annotation, biological process: intracellular sterol transport. Gene Ontology annotation, molecular function: sterol transfer activity; sterol binding. Lineage: Eukaryota; Fungi; Ascomycota; Saccharomycetes; Saccharomycetales; Saccharomycetaceae. The record is from RefSeq and is a predicted model, not a curated record. Gene Ontology annotation, cellular component: endoplasmic reticulum-plasma membrane contact site; endoplasmic reticulum membrane; mitochondrion.
AUGGUAGAUAAGAAGAAGAAGAGGUCCUUCAGUGAGACAGGUAUAUUCAAGCUGUUCAAAUCAAAGUCCCGGUCGAAAUCGUCGAAGUCUAAAUCAAAUUUGAAGGGCAAAAAUGGGCAUUCGUCACAAAGAAACUCUAGAAGCAAGCAUAAAGAGCGAACGUUAUCAAGGCCUUCAGUCUCUGAUCGGAAGAGGUUAGAAACAGAAUCUGGUGAUAGAACGGUUAGUGAGAGUCACUUGCUGUCUUCUAAGCUUCGAAAACUCGGAAACCAUAAUCAUAACCACAUCCACAAUAAUGGUAAUAUAGAGUACCCAGAGAUACGAUCUAUACGAAGUGGCGGCUCAAGAAGUUUCAAUGACCGUUAUAAUGACUAUAAUGACUAUGAUGAUGAUGACGAUGAUGAUGAUAAUAACGACAAUGGUAAUCGAGACGGUCUUGAUAAUGGGCAUACAGAUACAAUGUCUGAUGCUACCGAAGAUGGUAUAGACAUUUCAUUCAAACCCAGAAGAUCAUUGCAAAAUUCAACUGCAGGAUUGAACAGGAUUAAUACUUUACAAGGAUACUUUAAUAUUCCAGUUACUAUAGACUCGCAUCAUACAAAUUCACAUAACAAUAAUUCGGGUACUCGAACUAACCCAAUCUCUCGAAAGACAUCGGAAUUUUUUAAUUCCAAAAAUCCAUCCAAAACUGGGACACAAUCUAAUCUUCAGGAAACUAACCAUACGCAAGGUAUUUUGGAUACAAUAGUAUCCUUUGCUCAAAAUGCAGUAGGUAGAGUGCCUAAAAUAGUAGUAAAUGAUCCUUCUGCCGAAGAGAUAGUUGAUUCUGGUGACAAGGAUAAAACCACCGCAACAAACACACUCAAGGCUAAUAUUCCUGGAAUAACUUCGAAUAUUUCAUCUCUGUCAUCUGUUACCACUAAUAGAAAUGGAACUUCAACUUCAGGUAGAAUACCGUUAAAAACAGAAGAUGAUUUGUUAAAUGGCGGUGAGCAGCACAACGACACUGUUCUCCACUCGCCGUUAAAUGAAGAAAAUAGGAGUUCGUCAUUUCUGAAGCACCUUGACUAUUUAUUAUCACCCAGAACUAGUGAUCCACUCAAAGAAAAGUCAACGCCUUUAGCUGACCUAGCUGUUGAUAAUAAAUCGGAAAAUUCGGUACCGAAACAUGACGCCAAACUUCCCGUAGCAAACAAGGAACAGCAGAGAUAUUCUUAUAACACUGUUGAGGAGGAGAACAAAACUAUGAACUCACAAGGUACUAAUUAUACAGACAAGGGUCUAGAUCCCACUAAAAUAAAGUUUCAAUCGCAUGUAGGUAAUCAUGAGCCUGCGAUAGCUACCUUUGGAAGAGGUAACUUGACAUUAGAUGUCCUGAUCGAUCAUUCCAAUUCUGAUGAGACUAUUGAUAACAGUGAAAGCAGGGUUUCGUUUAAAAACAACAAUCCAAAUCAUCCUGGUAUGCCUAUAUUCAACGAAAACUAUCGAAACAGUAGCUAUAUUGAUGUCCAAAGGCAUUUGGGUUUGAAUAAAGGCAAUGAGAUAGGAAGAGGAAGAAGCAGAACACUGCCUACCAAUGAUGCAUCAGCUGUUCUUGACCAAAAAAUUGAAGGUGAUAGCAAGAGAAAUUCCAGAAUUACGACAUUGUCUAAUGAUGAAAUUGUCGGUGAUAAUGAUAGGAAGCCGCGUUCUUUGUCAAGGAAAUUUUUGAAUCGUAGAUCUUUUUCCCCUAGUAUUGGAAGUAAAGUAUUACCAUCGAUGGCCUUUCGUAAUUCAAUGAACAAGACACGCAACAGUAACGAUAAAAUGGACACAUCGAAACCUAGGUCUAGUGGUGUCUUUUCUGCAACUGUUAACUCAACUCAAGAUACAGAGUACACUAAACCAUUCUCCCUUGUCGGAAUUGAAUAUUCAAGUGAAAAGAAAAAUAUUGAAUUCCACAAUAUUUUUAAGGAUGCAGGUGUAACUCCUCAAGAAAGGCUGAUAUUGGACCAUAGUUGUGCACUUUCUCGUGAUAUCCUAUUGCAAGGAAGAAUGUAUAUUUCUGACCAACAUAUUGGUUUCAAUUCUAAUAUUUUGGGUUUUGUUAGUACAGUUUUCAUCCCUUUUAAGGAGAUAGUUCAAAUUGAGAAGAAAACCACAGCAGGAAUCUUUCCCAAUGGUAUUGUUAUUGACACGUUGCAUUCCAAGUACAUUUUUGCAUCGUUCAUAUCUAGAGAUGCUACGUUUAAUUUGAUUACAGAUGUUUGGAAUCAAAUAAUUCUUGGUAGAAGAUACUCUGAUGAUACAGAUCAAAGUGAUUACAGUUCUAGAUUAAAUGAUCUGAGUGAUUCGAAUAGUUUAUAUAACCAGUUAAAGGAUAUUGAUGACGAUGGCGGUGACGACGCAGCGUUGUCUGAUAUUGACAGUACUGAUAUGACGUCUAGUGAAGAAGUGGAAGACAUUAUUGGGUCUGGAAUUGGUAUAAAGAAAACUAAAGGACAAAUUAAAAGUUUAUCCUUAGGACCAUCUCAACAUGAACCUACGUCUAGUGGCUACAAACCUACUAAUAAUGAAAAACUUGUUACUGAGUUUCUUGUUGAAGCACCAUUGGGCACGGUUGUCAAUCUAUUAUAUGGAGAAAAUACCAAGUAUAUCACUGAUAUUUUAGCUUCCAUGAAAAGCACUGACAUAUCACCUAUUCCAAAGUUAUUGGGUACGUCUAGCAGAAAAUUCAAUUAUGUGAAGCCUUUACCAGGGAAUAUUGGUCCUAGUAAAACAAAAUGUUUUAUAACUGAGACGUUGGAUCAUUACGAUCUGGAAAAAUAUGUUAAAGUUUCGCAAGUUUCUGAUACGCCUGAUGUACCAUCUGGAAAUGUCUUUUCUGCUAGAUCAGUAUUCCUGUUUACUUGGGAUAAGGAUAAUAAUACAAAAGUCGUCGUCUAUGGCUGUGUUGAUUGGAAAGGAAAGAGUUGGUUGAAGAGUUUUAUUGAAAAAGGUACUAUGGAUGGGAUUCUAGAAGUUGCUAAAACAACACAUCAUGAAAUAAAGACUAUACUAAACAACCAAUCGUCCUCAGAACAAUCUGUUGAGGAUAACGGUGAUAGCGCAGAAGAGGUUAUUGAAGAAUCAAAUCUACCGAAAAUGGGUCCUUUGUCUCAUCAACCAACAGAACCUCCUUUUAGUAAGGAAUCCGAAGACACCGUUAUUGAAGAAAAUGUUAAUUUUCAGGCCCCAUUGGGAACUAUAUUUCAAAUUUUAUUUGGGGAUGACACUUCAUAUAUAAAGAAAAUGAUUGAAAAGCAGAACAACUUCAAUUUAUCUGAGAUUCCACCUUUUAAUAAUAAAAUGCGUGAAUUCACAUAUACCAAAAGACUAGCAAAUUCGUUCGGACCAAAACAAACGAGAUGUUUCAUUACCGAGAAAAUAGAGCAUAUGGAUUUGAACAGUUAUAUAUUGGUAAGGCAAAUUGUGAAAUCACCUGACGUUCCUUCAGGGAAUAAUUUUGCUGUUCAUACAAGAACAUAUCUGACUUGGGGGAAUGAUAAUAGUACCAAUAUGUUGGUGGUAACCAAUGUUGAAUGGUCAGGCAAAUCAUUGCUGAAAGGCACAAUUGAAAAAGGUUCGAUUGAAGGACAGAGGGUGACCACAAAGCAAGUAAUUGAAGAAUUGAGAGAUAUAAUCGCUAAUGCUGGCUCUAGUAGGAAAAAGCUUAAGAAGAGAUCAAAAACUAUUACUUCUUUGAAGAAAGUUACUAGUCAACCUCUAGAAAAGAAGCCAGAUACGGUUGCACAAAAUAUGGACAGUUCAGCUAAUUUAUUGGACCAGUUUGUGUCAUUUGUUAUGGAACUGGACUUUACAUCCUUAAAGGGGAUUGGUUUUAUCAUUAUAACAGUUUUUCUAUUUUUCCUGCUGUUGAGAGGUUUAUUCUUCUCAAACGCAAAGUCUGCUACUAAAAUUAUAAGACCAGGAGUAAUAAUAAUUGAUGGAGAAGAAUAUAGCUAUGUUCCAAACUCUAAAACUAUAUACAACGCAUAUGAAAAGAAAAUUGGGAAAUUUGACUAUUCCUUCAAGUCGGAUGAUAACAAUCCGGUGAUGGAAUCGGAAUUUUUAAUUUGGGAUUGGCUUGAUGAUAGGACCAAUGGUAAUUCAAACAAUUUAUCGUUCCGUAAACAGUAUAAGAGAGGUUUUAAACCUGUCAAGACACAUAAACUUCAGCAACUUAAGGAAUCUAUCAAAAUAGCCGAAAAUGAACUUAAUGAAAUGAAAAGAUUGCUAAAUGAGGAAGAAGAACUUCUACUUUAA